AUCCAAAGCAAGAGUUGUUCUUUUCGCCUCUUCCUAUCAGCGUUUGUGAGAAAACUGAGAAGAUGGUGAAUGUUCUGAAGGGUGUGCUGGUUGAAUGCGACCCAGCAAUGAAGCAGUUUCUGCUCUACUUGGAUGAGUCAAAUGCAUUGGGAAAGAAGUUCAUCAUACAGGACCUGGAUGAAACUCAUGUCUUUGUAUUAGCUGAAUUGGUUAACUUCCUCCAGGAGAGAGUGGGCGAGUUAAUGGACCAGAACUCUUUUCCUAUUACUCAGAAGUAGAAAGACUAGAGAAAUGAGAUUACUGCAAGUUUUCAAAUAGCGGAUUUCAAUGGCUUGGAUUGUUACUGUUUUAAUAAAUGCACUGUGCUUACUAAGUUCCACAUGGGAACUCGGGAAAAUAGAUCAUUUUCAUAGACAUACUCUUGAAUUGUAUUUUAUUUCUCAUUUUGAAAAAACCAUAGCAUCUUUAUUAAAAUCCUUAAA
Molecule: messenger RNA, 482 nt
Organism: Nestor notabilis (Kea)
Lineage: Eukaryota; Metazoa; Chordata; Aves; Psittaciformes; Psittacidae
Gene: GTF2H5
Product: general transcription factor IIH, polypeptide 5
Exons: 2
Coding region: 63-278 (71 amino acids)
Biological process (GO): transcription initiation at RNA polymerase II promoter; nucleotide-excision repair, preincision complex assembly; transcription by RNA polymerase II
Cellular component (GO): transcription factor TFIIH holo complex; transcription factor TFIIH core complex
Source: RefSeq, a predicted model, not a curated record